AUACACUCGCUUCCUGUUGAGCUCCUCACCACCAUAUUCCAGCUGGGUGUCGACUCAGAUCCUAUUCCAGACGACCAAAUCCGCGGCGAGCACACCUUUGAGGUCCUCGUCUCACACGUCUGCCGGCACUGGCGCCAUGUCGCCCUCCAUACGCCACAUCUCUGGACCACCGUCCACUUCCGCACCCUCGCGCACAUGGGCCGCGGCGAAGUCUACCUCGCGCGGAAUGCCCAUUUACCUAUCGACAUAUACGUCGACACCUGUUCCGAGGACGACUACCAUCUCCGCAAAGACCUCCUCUUCCGCGAACAGUUCCUCGCAGUAUUCAACGUCGUCCUCCCCCAAAUACAUCGCUGGCGCGAGCUCCAUCUCAUCGUAGCCGACCUCGAGUGCAAAUCCUUCGCCCGCCAAGUCCUCUCCAAAUGCGGCACAGCGCCCGCCCUCCGCACCCUCCAGCUCUGGCACGUCAUGAACUGGCAGACCUCCGAACGUCUCUUCAACCACAUCGGCCCGCCCCCCGUCGUCGUCUUCGGCGGCGCGCUCCCCUCGCUCAAGCACAUCAUCCUCCAGGGCGUGAACCUCCCCUGGUCGCGCUCGCCCUUCCUCUGCAACCUCACCUCCGUCGAGUUCGCGCUCCACUCCGACAACGUCCGCAUGCCCUUCGCGCUCUGGCGCGACAUGCUCCGCGCCUCACCCGCGCUCACCCGCCUCUCCCUCCUCUUCGCCGGCCCGCGCGCCUCCUCCUCCGGCACCUCCCCCGCGCCCGACGGCAUCGAGUGGUGGGGCGCCGCGCCCCCGCCCCCCGACGCCAUCUUACCCCCUGGAGCCCUACUCCCGCCCUCGACGGACCCCGUGCAGCUCCUGCAGCUGCGCGAGGUGCAGCUGAACAACCUCGAGGCGGACUACCUCAUCGCGCUCUUCCGCACGCUGCACGCGCCCGCCGUGCGCUCGCUCCACCUCGGCCUCGACUUUGACGACCAGGACUUCACGCCCUUCAUCGAGUACCUCGCCGCGCCCCCAGGGCCGCACAAGCUCGAAAACGCCGCGGGUACGGGCACAGCGCGGCCGCAACCGAAGUUUCCGGUGCUGGAGAGCUUAUCGGUGUCCGCGCUGAGGUGCACCGUGGAAAGCUGGCGCGCGUUGCUGACGGUUUCGCCGAAGCUCACGCGCCUGGAAGCAGACUUCACCCAGCUCAGCGAACACGCUUUCGAUGUCCUUCUU
Molecule: messenger RNA, 1221 nt
Organism: Trametes versicolor FP-101664 SS1
Lineage: Eukaryota; Fungi; Basidiomycota; Agaricomycetes; Polyporales; Polyporaceae
Exons: 1
Source: RefSeq, a predicted model, not a curated record